AUGACGAAUAAAAACAAACUGUUCAAAAAACAAGUGACAAAACUGCUAGACACGAGAAAAAAUUUGAACUCUCAAACCGAUGUAAACAACAACAACAACAGCAACAACAGCUGCUGUAGCAGUAACAACGACGGCGCUGGCAACGGCAGCCAGCAACAGACACCUGCAGACUGCAACAAUCCAACCAACAACACCACAAACAGCAGCAACAACAACAACACAACAAACACCAACACCAACAACCAGACACUAGACAACAACAAAACUGUCAGUUUCAAGAACAAUUCAAAAACCAACGCCAAAGACAACUCGAAGUUCAAACACAAGAAUAGUUUAGUGACAACGCACCACAGGGCUCUCGUAGCAUCUGGAAAGAAUGGGAGAAACCUGAAAACAGCUGAUGCAGCUGAUCUGCAUAACAAUGUUAGAAGUUCUUCUGGGCACGUCCUGGAACAGCAGCAGCAGCAGCUACAAAUGAUGCUGCAACGGCAACAACAACAACAACAAGAAGAAGAGGACUCAAAACCAAAAGUGCGAAUUUGCUGUUCCUGCUUUGAGAAAGCCCAGGCUAUAAAAAGCGAGAACGUUAUUCUGGAAGGACUGGAAAGUCUGAGGAGAACUAUUACGUCACAGACGGAAAUGAUCUGUCACAUGAUCGAAAAGGACGCGUUUAUCAGUUGGAAGGUCUUGAACGGAGUAACGAAAUCAAAAAUCCUACUGGAAUCAACGAGCGAGUUCCUCACAAACCUCCUAGCAACAUCAGCCACUCAGAUCAGAGAGAUGCUUUCAAAAUGUUCCCGCAACAUCCAAGAAAAAAUGCAAUCCGAAUUCAAUACCAUUAGUGAAGUUGACGAUAUUGAUAAUGAAAGUCUUGGCAGCUAG
Molecule: messenger RNA, 882 nt
Organism: Helobdella robusta
Lineage: Eukaryota; Metazoa; Annelida; Clitellata; Rhynchobdellida; Glossiphoniidae
Exons: 4
Coding region: 1-882 (293 amino acids)
Source: RefSeq, a predicted model, not a curated record